Molecule: messenger RNA, 1656 nt
Organism: Camellia sinensis
Lineage: Eukaryota; Viridiplantae; Streptophyta; Magnoliopsida; Ericales; Theaceae
Source: RefSeq, a predicted model, not a curated record
AUGCCGUGGAGUUUGGGUUUAAUUUCAGGUAUGUUAAGAACGAUUCUGUACGGGUCACAGCAGUGUGCUCCAUGGUGGAGGAUAAGGGCUACACGUGGUUUGUACAUGCUCAGGGUGUUGAAAGCGAAUCAAUUUUUCUACCUUCGCAAAUGGAAUAGUGUACAUAGUUGCGGUGUAUCCGUCCGGACAUCAAAUCAUCCAAGGAUUGGAUCUGAUAUGGUUGCUGAUAUUUUGGCAACUCGUGUUCGGGACAGACCACUCACACGUCCAACUGAUGUCGUCUUAGAUUUGAAAGAUGAUUAUGGGUUGGACGUCAACUACCAGGUUGCGUGGUUAGGGGUUGAGAAGGCAAGGGGGGAAUUGUUUGGCGCCCAUUCCAUAUCAUUUGACCAAUUGCGUUGGUAUCAUGAAGCCGUCAUGCAAUACAAUCCUGGGAAUUAUGUUGAAAUCAAUUACGAUGAACACAACUACCGGUUCCGGCAUUUUUUUAUUUCAUUCAAAGCAUACAUUGAUGGGUUUCGUCAUUGUCGUCCAUUACUUUUCCUGGACGGAACCUUCUUGAAAGGCAGGUUCAAAGGGUUUUUACUAGCUGCCACCGCGAAGGAUGGUAAUCAAGGGUUGUUCCCGCUUGCUUAUGCCAUUGUGGACUCUGAAAACCACACAAAUUGGGGUUGGUUCUUACAACAUCUUGCCAACGUGGUACCCAAUGAUAGGACACUGACGUUUGUGUCUAAUCGAAACGUGAGACUUAUGGAAGCAAUGCCUACAUUUUUCCCCACAUCUCACCAUGCAUUCUGCCUCCAACAUUUACAGAGAAAUCUGCGGGACAAACUACGAAAUGUGAACAGCAUGCAUCGAAUUGGGCUUGUCAACAAAUUUCAAAAGUGCGCAUACGCACCCACCAUAACAACAUUUAAUCAAAAGGCUGACGAAUUUCAACAAUCUGGAAAAGCAAUUGCUACGAAAUUCCUUGCGGAUGCAUAUCCACAACACUGGGCGAACGCAUUUUUCAGAGGUAGACGAUACGGUGAAAUGAGCUCUAACGCCGCCAAGUCAUUCAACUUUUGGAUUCGCGAAGCACGGAAUCUACCAAUCACCAGAAUGGUUGACAGCAUCAAAGGUCAGAUUAUGCGACAAAUGGCGAAGCGGAGGGUGUCGGCCUACACAUGGACUGGCGCAAUUUGUCCCAAAAUGGAAUCCCUGCUGGAAGAAGCUUACAACAAAAGUCGGGCAUGGAAAGUGAGUCAGGCGAAUAACGACGUGUACGAGGUCCAUUCAUUCCCAUCUGUUAUGGUGGACAUCGGCAGACGUACAUGUUCGUGUUUCCAGUGGCAAAUAAAUGAGUUUCCAUGUGCGCAUGCUAUUGUUGCAAUGCGAAAAAGUGGGAAAAACCUUGACGACACAGUCGUACCUUGGUACUAUGUGUCCGAAUAUCGUUUGACGUAUGCGCCCACCAUCUACCCAAUACCAACAGUUGAAAAACCACCAUUCAACCCCACCGACUACGUCAUUUACCCACCAAACGUCAAACGUCCGCUCGAGAGGCCGAAGAAGAAGAGAAUACCGUCUAAAGGUGAGAAUGUGCAACAAAUACGCUGUGGAAGGUGUGGUCAUAUGGGGAACCACAACAGGAAGACCUGCAAAGAACCUAUUUAG